UCACCGUGAUCCGCAACGGAACUUAUCGUCGUAAUUUCACGCGUCGCUUUCCAGGCUGAUUGCUCGCUCUCGCGCGUGUAAACGAGCGCGCGCGCUCGUACCUUCCUAAUAAUAAUCCGCCGAUCGACGAUAGUUUCGCAAUGCUUGUUCGCGCGGCAUGGCGCACAUACAUGCAGUACUCUCGACUCUCUUUUCACACUGAAUCAUAGAAAGUGUAGCAACCGCCACGUGUGACUCACGCCGCCAUCGCGCCGAUCGCAUCCGCGACCAUGGUGGAAUUGCGCGCCGACGAUAGGCUCCAUCGCCGCGAUUCCCACGUGCCUACGCGAGUGCCAGUGCCAAUGUCAGUGCCACGACGGAGCAGCCGGGAGCCAAGACAUUGCGUUGGGAAGCCAGGACACAGGACGCUGGGAUGCGAGCAGCGAUACAUCAUACAUUCCCAAGCUACGUUACGCGACGCGUAAGAUCGACCGCACGAUCGUUGAUACUUGCAGCUAAAAGAGGGAGGCCUCUGAACGCAUGCGCGGCGAUCUUUAGUAGGUCGUUCGGUUCCUCCGAGGCUGCUCAUCUCGCGACCUGCUGUAUCACGUACAGUCGCGAAAGGCGAAACGUGCAUCGCGAUCGCGUCUCUUGAUCAACUGCGACCGUUCGCCCACAGAAACCCGACCGAAUACCGUAAUCUGGACGUGUUUACGGCAACGCGUCGUCGUCGUCGUCGCAGUUACACGUCAACGACGGCGCUGGAGAGACCUGAAGAGCAAGCGGUCUCGCAUUUUCACUUCCAUUCCUGUGGCUAGUUUGUCAUGCGGUCGUGAUCCGUCGCGAGGAUUCCCGCGUGGAAGUUCGCGUCGACCACGUGUCCGGCCGCGCCGAUUCCGCGAGAUUCGCGAGUGCGCGAGCAGUGCCGUGCACGGGAAACGACGCGACGCCGUUCAGCUCGCCGGGAAGAAUCGCGGCGCGCGCGGUCGGGCGAGCGCGCGCAUGCGUGAGUUUGUAGGUCGCGCACGCUCGGGCCGCCUCGGCGGCGCUCGGGCGUUGCCGGCCGCGUUCGCGGCGAUUCGAACGCGCCCACCGACUCCCGCCACUCGCUCGGCGCGGCGGUCAGUCGGUCGAUCGUACGCGACAUACGAGGAUCGUGAGGAACUCGCGGGAAUUCGCGAGAGGUCGCGCACGCGUUGAGGACGGAGAGAGGACGAGGGAUCGUGAAGGAGCAGCUGGUUAAAGGACUGGCGACGAAAGCAGGAGCAAAUAGGAUUCUCUGAAUUUGUCGUCGUCGUCGUCGUCGGCUAUCGCGGGAAGACGUGUCGAUCUCUCCUCUCGAGCGAGAGCGCCGAGGGAUCGAUCCACGCGCGCGAACACGGCAGCUGUCAAAAGUGUGGAGCCGCGGACGAAGGGGCACGAGACAUGGUGUACGGAGGAGGAUUCGACAUGGUGGAAACGAUGCCGCAGACGGUGCCGACCGCGGCCGGCUACUCGCCGUCGUUCGACUACAGCACUUUUCAAUUCGACCUGUCGCUCUUGCCGGACGAUUACAGCCCGAGCGGCCAAAUCGGCCUGAAGACCUCGCAGAUCAAGCAGGAGGCGCGCUCGCCUCGUCCAGGAUCGCCUACGAUCUACCAGAGUCCGCCGUAUCAUCAGAACAACGGCGAGCUGCCGUUGUCGCCUAACUAUUCGCGCGAGAGAUCCUCGCCGGGGUACCCGACGAGUCCCUACUACGUGCCCAGAAGCCCCCAGAGCGCCCAGUUUUACCCCACCAGCCCGGAACCGUCAGCCAAGCAGCCGGUCAAGAGGGAGAAGAGUCUCGACCUCCUGGCCAUCCUUCAGGAAUCCAGACUCUUAGCUGAGAGCCUGGGCUACCGUGAGGACUCGACCGACUGCACGGUACCCUGCACUCCGCCGCGGAGCGAAGAAGACAUCUACAACAGCCUGGACGCGGACUUCUUGCCGAAGAAAGAGGAAAUCGGUGUGCAGAGUCAUCCGUUGCUCAAGGAGAUUCUCUUCAAGGAGGAACCGCGAUCGGUUUCCAACAGCAGCGACUCGUCCCCGUGUCUGUCCUCCUCGUCGUCGCCCGGUCCGAGCGAGUACGAGGGCAGCUCGGCGCUGCGCGAGCUUCUCUUCAAGGGUGUGCGCAAGGAAACAGCGGACGCGAUCCCCAAGAUAAGCCAACCGAAGGUGGAACGCUCACAAGAGGAACUGGCGAAUCCUCUGCGAAAGGAAGAGGAGCUCUUCAAGGACGGUCAGAAGAGCGAUCAUCAGCUGCUGCGCGAAGUGUUGCGCGACACCAGCUUCCAGAGGAAGUACAACCUGAGACCGGUGGAUCUCGGCGGUGUCGGCACCGGCUACGUUGAGGACAUGGAGGCCGGCGAGUGCGUCGGCGACCUCGCCCGGGAGCAGCUCGAGCCGGUUCUCAGCCUGGCAAUUCAGCAGCUGCAGAAGGAUUUCGACAACACCUGUGUGGCGCUCGGCAUUCAUCCAGAACCGAGACGCUGGAGCGCGGCGGAUGUUGCGGCCUGGGUGCAGUGGGCCAGGCGGCAAUUGCAGUUGCCCUCCGUGCCGCUGGAGAGCUUCAACGUGGACGGCGCGACGCUGGCCUCCCUCUCCGAGGAGGAAUUCUGCCAGAGAGCCCCUCAGUGCGGAAGCAUGUUGCACGCGCAACUGGAGAUCUGGAAAGCCGCAGUUGAGGAGUCGCCGCGGAACACAUUGGCCGCUUCUUGGAGCCCAGCCGGGGUGGUCCAGCCACCGAACAGCGCCGUGACCCCGCCGACUGUCAGCAACACAUCAACCGCCAGCGUCAAGGGGUCUCCUUGCACCAUCGAUUUCUCAGACGCAGACGAAGAUGAGGAAUGCGCUUCCGGCCAAAGCGGCAACAGCAACGGUGCCAGUGGCGGCGGAGGCGGCAAGAUGCGCAACGGCGGCAGUUACAUUCAUCUGUGGCAGUUCCUGAAGGAGUUGCUGCAGAGCCCGGGCGUACACGGCUCCUGCAUACGCUGGUUGGACCGCGGCAAGGGCGUCUUCAAGAUCGAGGACUCGGUGCGCGUGGCACGGCUCUGGGGCAAGCGGAAGAAUCGGCCUGCCAUGAACUACGACAAACUCAGCCGCAGCAUUCGUCAGUACUACAAGAAGGGCAUCAUGAAGAAAACGGAACGCAGCCAGAGACUGGUCUACCAGUUCUGUCAUCCUUACUGCCUGUAAGGAGCCUCCGUCUUUCUUUCUCUCUCUUUUCUCUCCUUCUUUCUUUCUCUCUCUUUUCUCUCCUUCUUUCUUUCUCUCUCUUCUCCUUCCUUUCUGGAAAAGUUUCUCUUCGUCUCUCACUUUCUUUCUUCCCAAGUGCAAUAUUCGCGCGUGUACGCGCUCGUGUGCGUCCGCGGUUCGGAGCGGAGUGAAGAUCCCAGCACGGAUAUUGAAAGGUAAAAACGACGAUGAUCCGCCAUGCUCGAUAUUAUCCCGCGAUGAUAACGCCGAGCCACGGCCGGGUCCGCUUAGUACGCCCGUUUUGGGCGAUCAUUUUCACCUCCUUGUCUCUUGAUCCUUAUCUUCUUCUUUUUUCUCUCUCCCUUUCUCACUCUCGUUGUCUCUCACUUCUGCUCCUCCCUCCCUUCAGUGUCUUGGAGUCCUUUUCGGCGAUGCAAGAUGAACGCGCGACACCCUUCCUCACCACUUCGGUAAGUAGACGCGGUCAGCAGACUCGCGGGUCGUCGCUUCAUCGCGGACGCGAAGUGAGGACGCGAGUAGGUGGAGAUUCGCCAGAGAAAAGGGAAGAAAUGACUCUUUCCUCUCUAUUCUCACGAUUGCUUGCCGGCAUCAGUCGUCGGGAUCCUCGAGCUGCGUCGCGUCGCGACGCGCGACACAUCGACCGGGUGUACUUGAGCGCGCGGAACCAUUCGCUGCUGCUUGGUACGUACCGGUGCCGUCUCGUUGCCGUCUCUUUCUCGACGGGAGGCGCGGAGCGUGCUCGGAGAAACCGUCUAUUUUUUAUACGAGACCCUUUUACACAUCGCGCGCGCGCGCGCGCGACAGAAGAAAGCAAACCGUCCUCCUCCCGUUGCUCACGCGAAUUGUUCGCAUCGAACACGCGAGGUCGCGAAGAAGGUACAAUCAUGUCGAAUUAGUGCCGUGUCAAUUGCGCCGUGUUGCGAUUGUCGCGCGCGAAGCAGAGAUAUGGCUCGUGUCGCGGCGAGGAAGAAUAAUGCUCGCCUGUUCAGAUCGAGUCCCGGAGAUGAUUGCAGACCAACGUUCUCCGAGCGGCCGCGUCUUCGCGGUUUCGUAACUUUCGAUGAGGCUCCCGCGCGCCGAACACACGGAGAAGCUCGCGAAGACAUUCUUGCCGGCGCGCACGGAGGUGUUUGUUAAGCUGUCGAGUGUGCCUUAUAGAACAGCCGUGGGCAUCGCGAUGAAGGACGCAAUCGCGGCGCGUUAAGGCCGCGCGAAGCGGCCCCCGGAUGCGACGCGCGCCGUCGAAUCUCGCUCGUCCCCGCGAAGCCGAUCGGAGCCCCGAAGAGCUCGAGAUCGCCGUCGCGAUCUUGAGGCCUCUCGCAAUGUCGGGAAGAUCAGCACACGGCGAUCGUGUUGUAAUGCUCGAGGCGUCACGGACGCGCGACUGGUGCUGGUGAUUUUGGUCCCAUAUAUCUAUGAUAUAUUAAACGCUGUAUGUUCCAUGAACGAUUAGGCUUUAAGGUUGACUUUAGCUACGUAAGCUGUAUCAAGGGGCUCACGUGAGCCCCACGUUAGGUUAAGUUUUACUACAAAGAGAUUCCCUCGCCUUUUCAUACACGGAGGAAAUAUAACGUGAUAAAAAUCACGUUAACAAAAUUCCACUUCUUUUUACGAUGUUCUUUUGUAAAGCUACGCUGUACAGAAAUCGUAAAUUACUACAAAAAUAGCAAGUUUGAUGUACAAUUCUACUCAGAUGUAAGAAAACAUUCAAGUAAUUGCAAGAAUUUACGGUAAAACAUCAAACGUGCAUAAUAUUUUUAAACAGUCACAUAGUAAUUUCGGUCAUAAUUCUGUAUGGUUCAAGGUGACAACAAUUUUGUUGUCUUUUUACCGUAACAUUUUCUCCGUGCACGUUUUCCGCUUUAGAAAGAAGCGUGACCACCGACGCGUCGGUCGCGUCGAUCUUUCUCGCAUUCUUUCUCGUAUGAUUUUGAGCUUUUUCUUCCCUGCGCGUUAUCAUAUAAUUCUUUCGUACCGUUACAGUUUCUCUCUCGUUCGAUAAAUUUCGUUUCAAGUUGAUGAGAAAACUCAGAGCUGAGUUUCUCGAUCUUCUUCUUCGCUUGUCGUUAUGACUUCUUCUUUCUCCAUCUUUUGGUGCUUCGCGAUAUUUCUCUCUCUCCGUGUUGAAUUUCCCGUCGCUGCUUUUUGAAUAUUUUAGUAAUCUCGUUAUCGCGUCUCUCCGCGUAUCUCAUUACAACGAAUACAUGUACCAAUUAACACCGCGCGAUGAGUUCGACGUAGUUUAACGUUAAGGACUCGUGUACUAACGUGUUCACGUUCGCUCACCGAUCGGUUGUACAUAUAGAUAUGCGCAUUUGCGGCAUGAUCAUUUUAUACAUAGAUGCGUGUAUGUGUAUUUUCGUUAUAUUUAUUUGAGUCUAACUUAGUUGUGACGCGGCGUGAGAGCGCGAUCUCGCCGUCUCGACACCUCGGCAACUAUCUGGCGCGAUAUCUGUGAGAUUUGAAACGAAGGAGGAUACUAAAGGCUCGGACGGUGAAGGCCAGAUUUCGCUCGCUCGUGUAAGAUUCAACGUUUGGCCGCGCGUCACAGAAACGGCUCAGCCAUUUUCGGCCGCGCGCGUGUCAGUGCAAUUCGUUGAGCGCACGAUGCACUCGAAAUCCCCGCGCGGAACUCAAAGCCAAAGAACGUGGCGACGAGCGAGCGAGCGAGCGAGCCAGCCGCCGCCAGAUAGUUUCGUCGAGGAAAUAGAUUCACUCGCGUAAUUAGAUCGUAAAGCGCGCUUCUACGGCCGCUGCAUUUCUACGACACGUGCAUUAUUUUUUAUGCGGCCUGGCGUGGAACGCUCGUCAAAUUGGAAGUAGACCGAGGCGCGGGAUCUCGGUAAAUUCUCUCUCCUUCCUUCCUUUUUCCUUGCCACGUAAAGCGGAUGCCAAGUUUCGCAAAAGUGAUAGCAAUCGACGUGCAGCAACAAUUUGCACCGAUUCGUCUAGUAAAACACUCUACCUCGAGUUUCACAGUUUCCACACGGAGAAAAAAGAUGAUCAGUUCGUGUAACUGAAUGGGGAGCGAAUGAAAAACUCGCAGACGGGAAAUGAUGUUUCUGUUGCCGUGACCGAGAACAUUCGUCUGAACAUUCAAUUCCGUUAAAACUCGACUGAGAGCAAUUGGCCGAGUGGAAACUCCUGCAGGAAUCUUUCUGCUCUUAUAGUCGAGUUUUCAUCUAGUUCCUAAGUAAUAAAUAAAUUAGCUACACUGACGGAGUUUUUCCCAUGUAAUACUUGGUACUUGGUAAUCGUUAAUUGGUAAUUCGUUAUGUUAAAAAAAGAUAUCUAUGUAUCUAUAUAUUUGAUUUAUCUACUCUUAUUUCAUUUUUUACCGUUCAAUGAUGACAAUAAUAUCAGCUAUCAAGAUGUUGUCGCGCCUUUUGGUCUCCCAACUCAACUAACUUUUGCAUUACUCAUCCUUUGUACAUAAUUUGUGCGUGCGAAGCAACCAAUGGAAUAUUACACUGAAAAAAAUACUUAAACAUUUAUUUGUGGAAUAUAAAAUUUAUUUUCACAGAAAUAAACUUUAUUCCGCAGAAAUAAACUUUAUUCCUCAGAAAUAAACUUUAUUUCACAGAGAUAAACUUAAAUCCAAAUAAAUUUUCAACUAUUUCUUCUCAUUGUGUGUUGUCAUAAUUAUUUAUUUAAUUUGAUCAAAUUUUUCAAUUUUGAUUAAAUUAUAUUAAUAUUAUUACAUUUAUAUUUCGCUUGGUAUAACCACAAUUGUGAAUAUGCACAAUUUGUCUUCUCACGAAGCCACGGUUAACUCGCAGUGGAAAAAAAUCUGCACACCAAGGGAAUAACAAUCCGCAAUCUGUUUCACGCCAGGCUCCACCGCGUUCUGUAAGUUUAACGGUUCUUCAAUUUUUCGCGAUAAAGAGUUGGCGCAGCCCGGGGAGGUGGGAUGUGGUUGAUCGCAGCCAGUCGGUGGCUGCAAUCAAACGAGGGAAAAGAAGACGAAGAGCGCGGCUCGUCGACGCGGACGAAACGUCGACAAGCACGAAUUAAUUUCGCCGAGUAAGCGGGGAGUGGUAAUAGCAAUCGGAAAAAAAGAGAAACCACGCGGAUACCGAGUAGACAAUAGCUCGCGACUGCGGUCGCGCUGCGCACAAUGUCGAGGAAGCGGCCGAUUGUUAUUGAUUACACGUUAUUAAUUGUUAAGAGGUCGCGGAAAAUUAUGCCAUAGUUGUGCAAAAAUGGAUCCAGCCCACAUAAAGUGCGUUUCGAGAGAAGCGAAGAUGAAAGUCUGAUACACGAUUUCGACAGUACAGAUGUAGCAUCGUUCGAGGAGCCAAACAUGGUCAGUUGUCUUCUCUAUAAGGGUAUUCAUUGACCCUUAAAAAAUAAGUAGAAAGUGGUGCGAGUAGGAAGUAAAAGCUGGUUUUUAACUAAUUUUGCACCCACAGAGAUUUUUUGUUGGUCUUUUUUCGUUCUACGUAGGAAGACAUACGGGCCAUUGGUGAGACCAUUGCUGAGACAGAAAUUCCUAAAUCAUAAUUUUGUGGGUCGAGUCAUUCCUGCAUAACUACGGUCCAUUGUGAUUAACGAGACGAUAUUAAUUGUGACGAAAGGGGGGAGAUAUCGCACGCGCGCGUCGAACGGACCCUCGCUCGGCCGCGGGGCUGAGAAAAAUCGCGCUUCCAUUUGCGCUCGGUGGUCCACGGCGAUCAUGCGAGCGCGACGUCGACGCGCGCGUGUGCGCGCAAAAUUGUACAUACUUUCGCGGGCAGACGACUGACGCGAGUCGUCAUAUAUAUACAUAUGUCUAUAUAAGGCGUUGCUGGUUUUAUAUGAGCAGAUAUAUUUAAUUAGGACUAAGCGUUGAUUUCCUACACUCGAUUAACCGGUCUUGCGUCAAAGCAAGACGCACAUUGUUACGCAUAUAUUAUAUAUAUAUAUAUUAUCUAUUUAUAUACACUCGCGUGUUUCGACUGUUCUAAUGAGAUUAAGGUGGGUAUGGCGUAUCACGAGAUAAUAAUCGUAGUCGAGGCUGCUCUCAGACGCGAGCGCGUCGCGUUGUGUGAAAUCGCGCGGAGCACGACUGUUGAGAGAAUCCGGCACGGCGCUCGAGAGGAUAGAUUAAUUAGUCUAUCUUUCUUUCUUUCUCUCUCUCUCUCUCUCUCUCCUCUUUAACACACCGUGGUGACUCAACCGUGGUACGGUUAAACCUAAGCUGCCUAAGAUUAAUUGGACUUAGUCGGCCGCGAUCGAGACAUUCGAUGCGCGUGUCGCGCGCGGACUGAGACGAGCCUUGACGAGAGCAAUAAUGAUAUAAUAUUAAUGAUAAUAUAUAUGUAUACACACGCGCAUAUACAUACACAUACAUAGAUAGAUAGAUAGAUAGAUAUAUAUAUAUAUAUAUACAUAUAUAUAUAUUUUCUUACGUUGACAUUUCUCGCUCGCUCGACAUUCGGAGCGAGUUACUAACACGGAGCAAGUGACAAUAAAGAGAAAGAAAAGUUUCGUAAA
Molecule: messenger RNA, 8688 nt
Organism: Odontomachus brunneus
Lineage: Eukaryota; Metazoa; Arthropoda; Insecta; Hymenoptera; Formicidae
Gene: Ets98B
Product: DNA-binding protein D-ETS-4
Exons: 9
Coding region: 1405-3192 (595 amino acids)
Biological process (GO): regulation of transcription by RNA polymerase II; cell differentiation
Cellular component (GO): nucleus
Molecular function (GO): DNA-binding transcription factor activity, RNA polymerase II-specific; sequence-specific DNA binding
Source: RefSeq, a predicted model, not a curated record